Molecule: messenger RNA, 1550 nt
Organism: Pollicipes pollicipes
Lineage: Eukaryota; Metazoa; Arthropoda; Thecostraca; Pollicipedomorpha; Pollicipedidae
Exons: 4
Coding region: 1-1404 (467 amino acids)
Cellular component (GO): chitin-based extracellular matrix
Molecular function (GO): structural constituent of chitin-based larval cuticle
Source: RefSeq, a predicted model, not a curated record
AUGAAGGUUCUGGUCGCACUGUCCGCUGUGCUGGCGCUGGGCGCUGCCCAGUACUCGCCGGUUGGGUACCCAUACUACGGGUACAGCCCGGUGAGCUACUACGCCGGCGGCGCGUACAACCAUUACGCCCCGACGGUGUACAGCGCGGCGCCAGCCGCUACCGUCAGCUCGCAGUACCACGCUCAGGAUGAGCUGGGCCAGUUCAACUAUGGCUACGCCGGAGGCCCGUCUGCCAAGAACGAGUUCAGGAGGUUCGAUGGCGCCACCGUUGGCAGCUACAGCUACAUAGACGCCAACGGCAAGGUGCAGACCGUCUCCUACACGGCCGACGAUGUCAACGGCUUCCAGGUGAAGGCGACCAACCUUCCUGUGGCCCCGGAGGCGAACCUGCAGGCGCCCGUGUUCAACCUGGAGGCGCCCGUGUUCGACGGCGUGGCUCCCGAGCCGGUGCAGGACACGGCCGAGGUGGCCGCCGCCAAGGCCGAGUUCCGCAAGAAGUACGCCGAGGCGGCGGCUGCCGAGGAGGAGGCGGCCGUCGCCCCUGCCGAGCGUCGCCGUCGCAGCGCCGUGCUUCUGCCCGCCCUGGCCAAGGCCACCUUCAAGACGGUCAGUCUGGAUAAGGUGGAGGCCGACACCCCGGCCGACACCAGCCUGCUCAAGGUGACCGAAAAGGAGCACGAGACGUACGUGCCCAGCGUGGUCUCUUACGCCGCCCCCGCCGUCCACUACACGGCCCCCGUGGUCUCCUACGCUGUCCCCGAGGUGAAGAAGGUUGAGGUCAAGGCAGCCCCCAUCACCUACGCUGCUAACGCCUUCGCCUACGCCGCUCCUGCUAUCACCUACACCACCCCCGUGGUCAAGAAGGUUGAGGUCAAGCACGUGGCCUCUCCCAUCACGUACGCUGCCUCUCCUCUUCCCCUGGCCUAUGGCCUGCACCCGUACGGCUACGGUGCCCCUCUCAUCUACAACGUGGAAGCCAAGGAGGAGACUGCCGCUGUCGAGGAGACUGCCGAGGAGGAGCCGGCCGUCGUCGCCGCCGAGCGUCGCCGUCGCAGCGCCGUGCUUCUGCCCGCCCUGGCCAAGGCCACCUUCAAGACGGCCACUCUGGAUAAGGUGGAGGCCGACACCCCGGCCGACACCACCCUUCUCGAGGUCACCGAGAAGGAGCACGAGACGUACGUGCCCAGCGUGGUCUCUUACGUCGCCCCCGCUGUCCACUACACCGCCCCCGUCGUUCGCUACGCCGUCCCGGAGGUGAAGAAGGUCGGGGUCAAGACGGCCCCCAUCACCUACGCUGCCUCUCCCCUUCCCCUGACCUAUGGUCUCCACCCGUACAGCUUCGGCACUCCUCUGAUCUACAACGUGGAGGCCAAGGCUGCUGAAGUCGAGGAGAAGGCUGAAUAAACAGUUUUUCCAUCUAAACAUUGAACGGCAGACAGCUGCGUUCGUUACAUGUCUUGUCCUGUCUUCCGUGCUGCAGCGUCCGUUGUUCCAGUUGUUGACAUGUGUCCAUGUGUGAUAUGCUUUGGCCAUUACACGUUGCGAAUGUA